Molecule: messenger RNA, 911 nt
Organism: Paramecium octaurelia
Lineage: Eukaryota; Ciliophora; Oligohymenophorea; Peniculida; Parameciidae
Source: the annotation of a GenBank genome assembly
AUGAAAAAGGGAGCACCAAAAUAUUAAAACAAGGUUGCAUUCAAAAUGAGAUUUCAUGACCACUACUCAGAGAAGGUUUAGAAUGCCUCUCUAGAUAGGUAUACUUUUAACAUUAAAUUAGAUUAUGCGAAUUGUGUUUGGCUUAGAUUGAAUGGAAAAUUAAAUAUGGCAAAUACAAGACUCCCCAUGAUUUAUCAAGAUGCUACAAAUGCGAAAAGAAAAACAUCUUUAAGGCUUACAGAAGAUUAUGUGAUGCCUGUUCUGAUGAAUUGAGAUAAUGCUCUAAAUGCGCAGAACCUAUUGAAUUAAAUGAUGACAGUUCAAGUGGUGAAGAAAUGGAUGAAACACUAAAAUGUUUAAGAGAGAGAUCAAAAAGAACUGUUCUUAGAAAAAUUGAAAAAGGUAAAUUCUUUUAAAUAUUAAUAGGUGAAAUAACAUGGGAUAGACAUAAUAAAAAGUUUAUUGACUCAGAAACUGGAGAAUAAGUCAUAGUUUAAUACAAAAAAGAUUAUAUUGAUGAAGAAGAUGAAGAAUUAUGGGAAGAUAAUGAUAAUGAUGAAGGUGAGGAUGAUGAUUAAGAUGAUGAUGAGGAUGAUGAAAGUGAAGAAGAAGAUAAUAAAAAAAAGAAUAAAAAAAAUGUUUAAAUUCAACAACAAUAAAAAGUUACUUAGAAAAAAACAGAAUAAUCAAAAAAACCAAAAGCUAAAAAAGUUGAAUCUAGUGAAGAUGAUGAUGACUCUAUUAGUGAUGAUUCAGAUGAGGAAAACUAAUUCAAUCAAAUUUAACAAUUACAUCAAAAAGACCCUUCUGUUUAUUCAGAUGGAUCAAAUGAAUAAGAAAAAAUCAUCAGAAGAGAGAAAAACUUUAGAUUUUAUUUUGAUGAAUAAUAUCAGCUAAUUUAGGAUGAAUGA